AGACGGUACGUGUUGAGCGUGAUGCACGCAUAGCACGUAUGUUUUGGUAGUAAUGGUACCAUUGAACCGAAAGGUACCGUGUAGCUUUGAGACAAUAAAUAUUAUAGCCAAUUGGGAUUUGUUCUGGACACUUGACCUUUCCAUGACCCUAGCUCUUUUCCCAAUAUUUCCUGUUUGAGGCCGACUGGAAAGGGAUGUGGAGUUUCGUGCUUAUUUGCAUGGCAGUCCUGGGCCGAUCGUUUGACUGCGCCCUUCAGCUGAAUGAUUACGUUGCGAGAGAGGGCCGAGCGGAACUUCAGAGGCUGCAAGGCUUUGCGGCACAGCCCCGCUACGGCGCGUGCUGGUCGCGUGCCCUAGAGACGAUCCAAACGAGCUGCCAGGAGUUCACUGAGGAGACACAGAGCAAGCUAGCGCUGGCAUUUGCACAUUGCCAUCUGCGCAGGUCAGACCGCCCAUUCCCAGAAUGCACAGACAACAGCAAGGUUUGGGAAUGUACACGAGACAUGGACCCCAUCGCCUUCAACACCUACACUGAGUUUUUCACUCACGCCCACAGUAUUUGCCACUACCUGCAGAGCGAGAGCUGGCAGCAAAGAGCAGACAACACUAUCCACAGAUUGACGGAGAGCUCAGCGGGUGUGGCUGAACAGCUGGCUUCCACUCAGCGGAUUGCGGAAGACUUGGUUGUGGUCCAAGGUGCUGCUUUAAGGACUCAGGAGGCCAUUUUACGCAACGGGGAGGAGCUGAAACAUACCCUGCAUGACUCCACGCAAGGGGUCAAAGAGGUGUUUUCACAGAUACAGGACUCCGCUCGGGAGCAGCAGUUGGCCUUUUCCGAGAUCUUCAGCCGCGUGGCGUUCCUGCAGAGCUUUGUGAUGUCUGAGUCGCACACACUGAGCUCGCUGCUCUACAACACCCUGGGGCUGUGCGCCUCCUUCCUGCUGACCUCCACCCGCCGCACAGCCGGGGCCAGGUUGGUCCUUUUUGGCUUGGUGGCUGUGAAUGUGUACUUGGAGAGAACAAUCUGCAGGACUGUGCUGGAGUCUGUAAACCCCGGUUAUCAACAGAUGGAGCGCAUCGAGCUGCUGGUGGGGCUGCUCAGACGGGCCAUGCUACUUCUCGGGUUGCUGGUCCUCGUGUACUCCGCAGUGCGCUUCCGGGAUGUGAGACUGGAAAGUCUGGAGAUACUGGCCCGGCUAAAGGAGACCCAGUCCAACCUCCAUGAAGCCUUGCAACGAGCCGAAAGUCUCACAGGGGCCGUGGACAUGGUGCAGAGGAUGCAGGGAAGAGUGGAGUGUGUGAAGGGAGAGAUUAGGAGGACUCAGAAGGAAAACGUGACUGUGGACAGGGUGGUGCACGAGCUGUCCGUUAUUCUGGCCCCCGGUCAUUCUCAUGCCCGCUCUGUGCCGGAGAGGCCCUCUCUGUCCGAUGUUGCAGACACUUAUCUUGGUGACAGUGGCAUAGGACUGCCGCACGGUGGCACCGGAUUGGCACACGCUGCCGUGGAAAUCCCCAAGAAGCGCGGGAGACGCCGGUCCUCAGGAUAUCAGCCCAGUCCCUCUUCCACCCUGGUGUACAGUGUACUGGUGGAGGACACUCAGCCACGGUACAAUCUUCGGAGCAGGAGGUCCCUGUCGAGCUCUAUGAUGGACAGACUGCCUGAGGCACCACUACUGGAGAUCCAGGACUGAGAACAUGGCUGCUAACCUCAGGCUCCGUAUACCUCCGCCCUGAGCAGGGGAAAUGGCAUGAUGGGUAUUAGCUUGGGCAUUUUUUUUGGACAGUCUUGAGUCAGUUUUGCAGGUAAAACAUACUCUGUACAAAUGAGAUGUAUGUGUACCGCUGUCUGUCUUGCAUGUGUGAACAGUGGUGUGAGUAUGCGGAAUAUGCAUCUAAUAUUUAAGCUGUAAGGAUUUUGCUGGAUCCUCUGCCUUUGUGUGUGUUGUGAUGUAUGUUAUGAUGAAUUCUCUUUUAUACUGAACUUAAAACC
Messenger RNA from Conger conger (European conger), 1990 nucleotides. RefSeq lists its product as uncharacterized. The record is from RefSeq and is a predicted model, not a curated record. Lineage: Eukaryota; Metazoa; Chordata; Actinopteri; Anguilliformes; Congridae. The coding region runs from base 195 to 1691 and encodes 498 amino acids. The transcript is spliced from 10 exons.